CGCGUCUUGCUUUUUUGAGAAGCCGUCGAAGAACUCAAAAAGUAAACAGUGCCAGUGCCUGUUUUUAACAUGGCCAUGCCCUCCACUUUCAAUACUGCUCGGCUGCACUUCUAAAAGUCACGAAAGCUCGCUCGCUCCAUCUCAAGCUUUUCUAAUGGCAAACAGUCUCAAGAGGCCGUUAAAAGUCUCAACCGGUCAUGAUGCUUCAUCACUUGGCAACAAGAGGCAAAGGGAAGCACAAGUACUUGACGGUCCUGAUAUCGUGUCUGAGAAAAUCAAGGCCAUUGAAGAUCUUCACGACAUGGGAACUCGCCAACUACGCGAACAAGCAAUCCUCCGAGGCCUUUCUUCAAGUGGGUCAAAGAAAGAACUACUAGACAGGCUCUGUGCAGAGUCAGAGAAAGAGUCAAAGAACGGUACACCUGAAGGCAAAGAAGAAGACGAAGAAAAAGAAACAAGCAACAAGGACGAGAAAGUUACUGCGAGUUUCAACAAGGUCACUGCCGAGCUGGAUCAGUAUCUGCCUGAUCAUUUAAAGACACAGUACCAUGUUCUAGAGCAUGGGGAUAGUAUCUAUGAUGCCACGUUGAAUCAAACAAAUGUUGGGAAUAAUAACAACAAGUUCUAUCUGAUUCAGGCUCUUGAAUCUAAUGACUCUAGCAAAUUCAUGGUAUACACUAGAUGGGGUAGAGUAGGAAUUAAAGGUCAAGACAAGUUGCAAGGCCCUUACACAUCAAGAGGCAGUGCUAUUCAGGAGUUCGAAGCAAAAUUUUUUGCCAAGACAAAGAACCGUUGGCCCAACCGGAAAGAUUUCAUAUGCCACCCAAAGUGCUAUACUUGGUUGGAAACAGACCAUGACAUGAACAAAGAGUCGUCAGAGGAGAACCCUAUUUUUACUGUUGAAAGGCAACUACAGGUUACAAGGCUUGAUCCUCGAAUUGCAAAUUUUAUCUCUCUUAUCUGUGAUGUUCGCAUGAUGAAGCAGCGGAUGAUGGAAUUAGGGUACAAUGCAGAAAAGUUACCCCUUGGUAAGCUGAGCAAGUCGACAAUCUUAAAGGGCUAUGAUGUCUUGAGGAGAAUAUGUGAGAAUAUUGGCAAAUCUGAUACAGAAAAGCUUGAGGAGUUAAGUGGGGAAUUCUACACAAUAAUACCUCAUGACUUUGGUUUUAAUAAGAUGCGUGAAUUUACCAUUGACAACCAUUACAAACUGAAAUGCAAGCUGGAAAUGGUUGAAGCUCUAGGGGAAAUUGAAAUAGCUACAUCAUUGAUCAAGGAUGAUAUCUACACCCAAGUAUUGAUUUCUGAUUGUUUACUCACUUUCAUCGUCAAAUUGUGCUACUUGCUGCUUUUCAGUAGUUAUCUGAUUUUCUGUUCUGACUUAAUUUUCAAGAAAGAUCCGCUCUAUUCGAAAUAUCACUGCCUUCGUUGUGAAUUGGUACCACUUGAUGUUGUUUCCAAGGAAUUCUCUAUGAUUGAAAAAUACAUACGUAACACUGGUGAUGAAACACAUUAUAGAAUCGACAUUGUUCAAAUAUUUAGAGCUUCAAGAGAAGGUGAAAAUGAACGGUUCAAAAAGUUCUCUCAAACAAAAAACAGAAUGCUUUUGUGGCAUGGUUCUCGGCUGACAAACUGGACCGGUAUUUUGUCUGAAGGUUUACGUAUUGCUCCUCCAGAAGCACCAUCAACUCAUUCUCUUGGGAACGGGCUUUAUUUUGGUGAUAUGUUUUCCAAAAGUGCACCUUAUUGCCAUGCUAACUGGAUAAACUCAGAUGCUGUGCUAGUUUUGUGUGAGGUUGCACUGGGUGACAUGCUUGAUUAUGGAUCUUUUAACUGCCAUGAUAAGUUGCCAAAGGGAAAGCUAAGUGUAAAAGUAGCUGGAGGAACUGUCCCGGACUCUUCACAGGCUCAGGUUCUUGAAGACGGUGUUCUUGUUCCACUCGGAAAGCCAGUAGAGCUGCCUUAUUCCCAGGGUAUGUGGCCGAGAAAUGAGUACAUAAUUCUUGACGUGGAUCAGAUUCGAAUACGUUAUGUGGUUCAUGCAAAGUUCUGCUAUCAAACCUGUUGAAUCUCAUUGAAGAUUCUCACUGGUGUAGCCUUUACUCUUUGAGAAAAUAUAUGAUGUGUACCCAUUAGUUGUUGGAACGCAAGGAACCUCUGUGUGCUUGUAACACCAUCUGUUUCAAACUUUCUACUAUCAAUGGACGUGCAUAUUUGGAUU
This is a messenger RNA of Populus trichocarpa (black cottonwood), 2218 nucleotides long. RefSeq names its product poly [ADP-ribose] polymerase 2. The record is from RefSeq and is a predicted model, not a curated record. Gene Ontology annotation, molecular function: NAD+ poly-ADP-ribosyltransferase activity. NCBI's taxonomy places the organism in Eukaryota, Viridiplantae, Streptophyta, Magnoliopsida, Malpighiales, Salicaceae. The transcript is spliced from 16 exons. Bases 155 to 2065 code for a protein of 636 amino acids.